CAUUUCUUCAAGUCCUUUUUAGAGUGUAAUGUCUAACGCUGACUAACCUUCACUUCAUGCCAUGCCUGUACAGAUAUAAUGGGUCCACUCAAUGCACUGUCGGCACUCAUGGAAGUCAACCCAUUGACAUCGGAUCGCCUAUUGUCAUCGCUGCCUAACGUGACAGACUGGAAUCAGUUUAAUCAGCUCAACCACUUUUGCUCGACACUUUUCGAGGAUGUCAGUGGAGAAGCCUUCGAACCCCAGUCCUACGACACGCCACUGUUCCCAGAGUAUGAGCAAAAGCCGUCAACACUUGCGUUAGAUGCAGAAUUCGCUGGAACUAUUGAUUUAGACAGCAACAUGAGUGCAUUUAGUACGGCCCAAGUGGACUCGAUCUACAGCACGAUUAUCCCAGAUGAUUCGUUCGUGUCUUCGUCGACUUUGGCUUGGAAUACAUCACUCUCACAACCGGGACCUGCCGUCAGGCACUCGCAGCCGGUCAAGCAUAGUAUGCAGCAACCCAAUCGGUUCAUUCAUCCACAGUACGUGUCGCUACCUGCACUGCAGCAGGGUGCUGCCCCGAUCAAGAACGAGUCUGUUGAGGAGAUCAUUAAACCAACAGUUGUUUUACAGGAAAAGAGGACAUACGUUGAAGUAUCUAUACAAACAGCGGAGAAGAUGGCGGCGGACGAAUUGAGGAUGUUGAAGCAGCGACCAACAGUGAUAAGGCGGAAGUCGCGCCAGCUCAUCGACACUGAUGCCCUUUUGGAAUCGGUCCCCGAAGCCCCGGAUACGCCUAUGCCGGAUAUUAAUGUGGAGGAGACGGUGGCGGCACUUGAAGCAGAUAUCCCCGAAACUCAGGAGCAGGAUCAGUCAAGUAGCCGUUCUAAUGAACAAUCACCUGGUGUAACCAUUUCUUCAGCACCCACGUCCGCGCCCGAAACAAAUUCGUCCAAAUACGAAAGCUAUCUUCAAAGAGCAAAGGCCAGGCAAGCGGCCGUCGCUGCCGCCUCUGCUGCAGCAACUGCUGCAGCGAUGGAGCCGGUCGACCCUGUCGAAGCCAUGUCCCGUCAGCUCGCGCAAACACACAUCGAUGGCACCGACUUCAAGCCCAUCCUCAAACCUUCUACCACAAAACCUAUCAUAGAGGGCGAUGUGGAGCGACAGAUCAAGGCAGCCAAGGCACGUUCUCUAUGCUCACAGGACCCCAUUCGCAAGCAGCAUGCCGAGGUUGUAUUGAACCUGCUCAGGAGCAUCGAUACCAUUAUGGCCGACCAUCGCAAGGCAGCACAGGCCAAGAGUGUGGCCAACCCCAGGACUGGAGGCGGCGUACAUGUGCAGAAUCAAGGACAAAUCCGGACCGUUUCUUCAUACCUCCCUCGCCGUGGAACUUCCUCGACAACGUUCCAUCGCCCCUCGCCGUUACAUCAUGAACAGAGCGCUGAUUCUCCAGAUUACAGUAAACUGCGGUCAAGCCUGGCAGAAGGAUCCUCAUAUUCAUCGCCAGCCGUUCUCACGAGCUCUACGGCUCAAAGCAGUGACCAUACUCCGUCCUUAAAACAUGGAUCAGAGGUCUCUACGGAUUCGCCGGUUCUUUAUCCAACCUCGGAUCUCCAUCAUCCGUCUGCCGUUCCGUUUGAGCUUUCGGAGGAGGAAAGGAGAUUUAUCGAGGAGGACAACGCCAAGACUGCAGCGGCACAGGCUGCAGCUGCCGGGUAUCGUACGGCCCGUGUAUAGAAAUGAAAAAGCCGUCCUAUAUACAUACCACUUUACUCCUUUAUCAUUUUUGUGUUAUAUAUAACCUCCUGUAUAUUGUCUUUUAUGUUAAAACAGCACCUUAGUCUGCACUAUUAAAACUAUAAUAAAUAGAAUGGCUACCACAGGAAAGCUACCAACACGACUGAGCGCGACUUUACUGGGUCCAGAGUACCUUUAUUCAAGCUCUAGACCAUAUUACUU
Molecule: messenger RNA, 1941 nt
Organism: Gamsiella multidivaricata
Lineage: Eukaryota; Fungi; Mortierellomycota; Mortierellomycetes; Mortierellales; Mortierellaceae
Exons: 1
Coding region: 79-1719 (546 amino acids)
Source: RefSeq, a predicted model, not a curated record